This is a messenger RNA of Cyphellophora attinorum, 1509 nucleotides long. RefSeq names its product Para-nitrobenzyl esterase. The coding region runs from base 1 to 1509 and encodes 502 amino acids. The record is from RefSeq and is a predicted model, not a curated record. The transcript has a single exon. Lineage: Eukaryota; Fungi; Ascomycota; Eurotiomycetes; Chaetothyriales; Cyphellophoraceae.
AUGCGCUGGACCGCAAUCGCUUGCCUGGGUCUAACCCUGGGCGUUGUUCUGGCCCAAGACUACAGCAGCAGUGAUGACCUCCUCGUCAAGACCGGGUCACUUGUGCUCCAGGGCACACUCGAAGAGAACAUGCCAAAUGUCAGAGUCUUCCGGGGCGUGCCAUUCGCCGAGCCUCCUCUGGGCCAAUACCGCUUCCGGCCGCCAGUCACCAAGAAGUCCUCUUCAGAGGUCAUCAAUGCCACUUGGUUUGGUCCAUCGUGUAUCCAGCUCGACAACGGCCAGAAGACGGUCUACACCGAGCAUCUCCAAGGAUUUCUUCUUACACCCGGUCAACAGGACACAGAGGACUGCUUGACUCUCAAUAUCUGGACUCCUCGUGGAGCGGAAGGGCAGAAGUUCCCGGUCAUCUUGUAUAUUCCUGGAGGCGGCUACACGGGAGGUGGGGGGGCCUCCCCCUACAAGUAUGGUGGACCAAUGGUUCGCGACCAGCAAGAUGUAAUUGUGGUCACGAUGAACUACCGCCUCAAUAUCUUCGGCUUUCCCAAUGCCGCCGGUCUUGAUCAACACAACCUGAACCUUGGUCUACUGGAUCAGCGGAAAGCAGUCGAGUGGGCCUUCAACAACGUCGCAGCCUUUGGCGGCGACCCGUCCCGUAUGAUCCUGUGGGGCCAGUCGGCCGGUGCUGGCUCUGCCGACAGUUACGCCUACGCGUGGCCUGACGACCCUGUCGUCUACGGCUUUGCAAUCGACUCAGGCAGUGGCGACGGUGCAGGCCGCUCCGCGUCAGACACGUCCAACUUCACAUACGUCGCCCAGCAGGUCGGCUGUACACAGGAGGACAAGUAUGAUCAGUUCGCUUGCAUGCAGACAGCUCCAGCAGAAGACAUCAUCGGCGUACUCAGCUCAUACAAUGCCAGCGACAACGACGGUCUCAGCCUAGGCUUCGGCCCAACGACGGACGACGAAACAAAGUUCUCCAACUAUUCAGACCUACAGGCCAGAGGCAGAUUCGCAAAGGUACCGCUGCUGGCAGGCAACACCAACGACGAAGGCCAAACGCUGAGUGCACCCUACAACGAAGACGGCUCAGCGCCGAACCAGACACUGGUCGAGAUCGGCACAAACCGAACAGCUUGCGGGAUCGGACGCGCUGCAGAGGUGAGGGCUGAACACGAUGUCCCAGUCUGGCGUUGGCGAUACCUGGGUUACUUCCCAAACCUACAGCCGUUGGAGUGGCUGCGCUCUUAUCACUCCUCCGAGCUGCCGCUUGUAUUUGGCACAUCAGAUUUCUCGGGUCCAGAUACUGAGGUCGAGGAUGAAACGAGCAAAUAUAUGCAGGGUGCCUGGGUAGCAUUUGCGAAAGAUCCCGUGAAUGGUUUGAGUCGGUACGGGUGGCCAACCUAUGAUGCGGCAGAGAACACAUUGGUCGAGCUGGCACUGGAUGGCAACACGAGUGCCGUCUUUGCAGCUGGCAUCAAGUACGAUAGCACUUGUCAGAGCUCUGACUAG